CCUUCUGUUCAGCAAUUCCACACAGUGAGGAGUCGCCAGCAAUGGCAGCAAUAGGUGGAGGAAGCGGUUCCUCAAAUGCAAACGCCUCAUCGUCUGCUUCCUCUCAUCAAGCCCCCAAAAUCCUAUUAGCCAAGCCAGCUCUAGUCACUGCAGCCAAGUAUAAUCGCGGACCUGGUGGCGGUGGAGGCGGCGGUGGCCCCGAUGACGCUUCAUCGUCACUCCGCUCUCGCCUUCCCUCCGUUGGCUUUCUCAAUCUGUUAUCCGACUCCUGGGAUUUCCACACCGAUCGCUUCCUUCCGUUUUUGACGGACAAUACCGAUUUUACGGUGAUCGGAGUGAUUGGUCCUGCGGGAGUUGGCAAGUCUACUAUCAUGAAUGAGAUUUAUGGCUUUGAUGCAACUUCCCCCGGGAUGUUGCCUCCUUUUCCGAUAGAAUCCAUGGAAACCAAGGCCAUGGCAAGGCAUUGUACAGUUGGUAUCGAACCUAGAAUCACUUCUGAAAGGAUCAUACUUCUUGAUACACAGCCUGUUUACAGUCCAUCGAUUUUGGCUGAAAUGAUUAGACCUGAUGGUUCAUCCACAAUAUCAGUUUUGGGUGGUGAACCCUUACCUGCUGAGUUGGCUCAUGAACUCAUGAGCAUACAGCUUGGUGUUCUCUUAACAUCCAUUUGUCACAUUAUAUUGGUGGUUUCAGAAGGAGUUCAUGAUAACAACAUGUGGCGUUUGAUGGCAACGGUGGACUUGCUAAAGCAUAGCAUACCAGACCCAUCCUCCCUUUCUCUUUCCCAUCCACAGAGCUCUAAUUUAGGAUCUGAUAAAGAGGUGAAAGAUAAAAUUCAAGAGGUUGGAGAAGAAUACAUGGCUUCUCCUGUUUUUGUGCACACAAAGCUUCAUGAACAAGAUGUUGCACCACAUUAUCUAGUUCAACUAAAGAAAGGACUUAAUCAGUAUUUUAGCUCCACUUCAUUCAACAAACAGAAACAUCAGAAUGUAGAUGAUGGUGAUUCUGCUUCUGCUUCUGCUGCUGCACCAAUUAAGUCAUUCUUUAUUGCAUCCAAGACUAACACUGACUCAUUGGGGACACAACAUGAGAGUUAUCAUUCUUCCUUGUGGAACCUCCGUGAUCAGGUUUUAUCAAUGAGUAGUCCAUCAUUUUCAAGAACUGUGUCUGAGAGAGACUGGCUGAAGAACUCUGGGAAGAUAUGGGAAUUAGUGAAGAAUUCAUCAACCAUUUCUGAUUAUUGCAAGACACUACAAAAUUCAGGUUUAUUCAGGAGAUAGAGCCAUGGCAUUUCAUCUGUUAUCUUAUGUCAUACACACAGAAAACAAUGUAGGGCAUUUUUAUUUUUGUUUUUGUUAAUUUUAUGUCCGAAUAUGGAGGGAUAUAAGCGUUUGCUGUCUGUUUUGUGAGCUGAAUGAAAAUUACCAUAUUUAAACAUAUAUAUUUUUAUAAAUUUGUCAUUGCUAUUUUCA
Messenger RNA from Lactuca sativa (garden lettuce), 1472 nucleotides. RefSeq lists its product as uncharacterized. Lineage: Eukaryota; Viridiplantae; Streptophyta; Magnoliopsida; Asterales; Asteraceae. The record is from RefSeq and is a predicted model, not a curated record. Gene Ontology annotation, biological process: nuclear-transcribed mRNA catabolic process, nonsense-mediated decay.